This is a messenger RNA of Eleginops maclovinus (Patagonian blennie), 4015 nucleotides long. It is a transcript of the gene btbd9, whose product is annotated as BTB (POZ) domain containing 9. NCBI's taxonomy places the organism in Eukaryota, Metazoa, Chordata, Actinopteri, Perciformes, Eleginopidae. Gene Ontology annotation, cellular component: cytoplasm. Gene Ontology annotation, biological process: adult locomotory behavior; modulation of chemical synaptic transmission; circadian behavior. Gene Ontology annotation, molecular function: protein binding. The record is from RefSeq and is a predicted model, not a curated record.
AGCUCGAGUGGUGACCCAGAAUCGGUUUCCGGUUGGUGUGAUGUUGGAAGGAUUGUGAAGUUGAAGCUGGAUUUUCUCGCAUUUUGGACAAACAGCCUCGUAUAAAUCCCCUAAACUUAAACACAGGAGUGACUGCGUGCAGCUCGGCCUGGUUCCCUUUUAGUUUGACACAUUGCAUCCUGUUCCAGAUGUGAGUCUGGCAGCUGUCCACCAUGAGUAACAGCCACCCUCUGCGUCCACUGGCCUCCGUGUCGGAGAUCGACCACAUCCACCUGUUGUCGGAGCAGCUGGGAGCCCUGGUGCUCGGCGAGGAGUACAGCGAUGUCACUUUCAUCGUGGAGGGGAAGCGCUUCCCGGCACACAGGGUCAUCCUGGCUGCUCGCUGCCACUACUUCAGGGCCCUGCUGUAUGGGGGGAUGAAGGAGUCCCAGCCCCAGGCGGAAGUGUGUUUGGAGGAGACGCGGACCGAAGCCUUCUCCAUGCUGCUGCACUACCUUUACACGGGCCGGGCGAGCCUCAGCUCGGCCCGGGAGGAGGUGCUGCUGGACUUCCUGGGCCUGGCUCACCGCUACGGCCUCCAGCCAUUGGAGGACUCCACCUCCGAGUUCCUCCGCACCAUCCUGCACAUCAACAACGUCUGCCUGGUGUUCGAUGUGGCCAGUCUGUACUCUCUGAGCGCGCUCAGUGCGGCCUGCUGCGCCUACAUGGACCGACACGCGCCUGAAGUGCUGAACUCUGACAGCUUCCUGCUGCUCUCCAAGAUGGCCCUGCUGACGGUGGUGAGGCGGGACUCGUUUGCUGCCACCGAGAAGGAGAUCUUCCUGGCGCUGAGUCGUUGGUGCAGGCAGCACGAGGAGGGGAUGGACACCCAGGAAGUGAUGGCGGCUGUGCGGCUGCCUCUCAUGACUCUGACCGAGAUGCUGAACACGGUGCGACCGUCUGGCCUGCUGAGCCCUGACGACCUGCUGGACGCAAUCAAGACCCGGUCCGAGAGCCGCAACAUGGACCUGAACUACCGCGGCAUGCUCAUCCCUGAGGAGAACAUAGCCACCAUGAAGUACGGCGCUCAGGUGGUGAAGGGCGAGCUGAAGUCGGCGCUGCUGGACGGAGACACCCAGAACUAUGACCUGGACCACGGCUUCUCCAGACAUCCCAUCGAGGACGAUUGCCGUGCCGGGAUCCAGGUCAAACUGGGCCAAUCGUCCAUCGUCAACCACAUGCGCCUGCUGCUGUGGGACAGAGACAGCCGGUCCUACUCCUACUACAUCGAGGUGUCUAUGGAUGAGCUGGACUGGAUUCGUGUCGUGGAUCACUCAAAAUUCCUCUGUCGCUCCUGGCAGAAUCUGUUCUUCACACCACGAGUUUGCAGGUAUAUUCGCAUUGUGGGAACUCACAACACGGUCAACAAGGUCUUCCACCUUGUGGCUUUUGAAUGCAUGUUCACCAACCGCUCAUUCACCCUGGAGAACGGCCUUCUGGUGCCGAGUGAGAACGUGGCGACCAUCGCGUCGUGUGCCAGCGUCAUCGAGGGCGUGAGCCGCAGCAGAAACGCCUUGCUCAACGGCGACACGCGCAACUACGACUGGGACUCGGGCUACACCUGCCACCAGCUGGGCUCCGGAGCCAUCGUCAUCCAGCUCGCUCAGCCCUACAGCAUCGGAUCGUUGAGGCUGCUGCUGUGGGACUGUGACGAGCGCUCCUACAGCUACUACAUCGAAGUCUCCUCCACCCAGCAGCAGUGGACCAAGGUGGUGGACCGCACCAGGGUGGCAUGUCGGUCGUGGCAGACGUUGAAGUUCGAUAAGCAGCCGGCUUCCUUCAUCCGUAUUGUCGGGACUCACAACACGGCUAAUGAGGUGUUCCACUGCGUUCACUUCGAGUGUCCGGCCCAGCUGGACACAGAUGUGACCGAAGGUAGCCCAGGCCUGGACGCCUCGGACCUGGCUCCGCCUCUCCGCAGACGCGACCCCAACGACCCUCGCGCACACACAGCCUGCAGCCCUCCCAGCCCUCCUCCUCCUCCUCAUCUUCCUCCCAGUCCCACCAUUAAGAGCCUCGUCGGGGAAAGCGUCGAGAGAACAGGAGAGAUAACCUCACCUCAGAAUGCCAUUUUUGCACAGCCUUCAUUACCCAGACUGCACUGCUACAGCGCUGCUAAAGGCGAUCGUCUCAUUGUCAUUACCCAUGGUCCUUCUGUCAUUAGUGCAACAUUAGAGACUGGUGUAUCUGUAGCAGCAGCGUUUAGGGCUCCAGUCUUCCCAGUUCUGACACAGAAGGUUAGGCGUUACAUCUUUUCUCAAACGUCUUUGUGAAGGUACUCUGUAGCUGCAAAUUCUUUCCUUCAAAGGUGGGAUCUUUUACUCCUCCAAAGACGAGGCUCACACUGGUUGCUCUGCACCACCAAAGAGCAUGGGUGGAAGGGAAGGGUUGCUAUCUGAAUUUUACGAGCAAAUAUUUCCAAAAGAGAUGGAUUUUCUCCAUAAACAAGCUAUUUUUUUAAGAAAACUGUCUUAAAGCGACUACUCACUUUUCAUACCAUCGAGCUCACAGAGUAGCAGUCAAGUAUUUUUCAAAGUUCGGAAUUAAAUCGUUCAAAUGUUUGCCAAAGCUUUGGAGCUAAUGCACUCUGUGGCAUUUGUAUGCAAUUUGCACUUAAUCCAAUUAUGCAUUUGCAUAGUAAAUAAUCACUGUUAAGUAUUUGCUGAAAGGCUUCCACACCCGGAAACAAAGUCCUUAUCUGGUGCGACUCUUUUGAUAAUUAAAACUCAUACGUCAAGAAAAACCUCACUUUAGCUAAACUUAGAUUAAGUUCAGCGUCUGAAUUUAGUAUUUUAAGCACUUGGAAUAGCUUAGCACAAACGAUUAGGAAAUGAAUUAGGCUGCAAAAAUUGGGUUUGAGUGGUUCGGACCAAAUUGUGUAUGCACUAGUGCUGCUACGAAGAGGGUCUCUAUACGAUAGCAGCUGCUAUCGGCACUUUAUUUUACUCGAGUACUCAGAAAUAAAGGUUGCAGCUCGGCUCCUCUGGCUGAAGUUCAGUGCUGGAGUGCUGGAUUUCUGUUUGUAUGUUAAUUUAAUUUAAACACUCUUGCUGUUUUUUUUGUUUGUUUGUUUUUAAGUUAAGCUAUCAGUGCUGUGGUUUGUUUAUUGUGUGUCCUGAUGUUGCACUUUUGAGUUGUUCGUCUGGCAGAACUCCUUUUUUAUUUGAAGUGAAUAACCUGUCCCGACGAUGUUUCUGUGCGCCUUCUUAAGUCAUCCCCAUCUGCAUUUUAGAAGAGCACCCCUAGUUGGAUAAAGUCUUCCUUAAUAACCGAAAUAGGGUUUGUUCAGGUUAAUGUACACUCCCCACCCCACAUCUACCUUUAUGUGUGUGUAUAGUUUUACUUAAUAUAUAUAUUAGUUUUGACUAUUGACGUGUGAUUGCAUUUCACUGCCUCUUGUUCAACACAUUGCCUGUCAAAGAUGUGAUUAUGGAAACAAUUGACAUGUUUAUUGAUGUUCAUUGCUGGCGCCCGUCUGCUUCUCCCUGCUGUUGAACGCAGCGGAGCUCUUUGAUACAAGCAAUAUCGUGAUGUGUAUGUUCUGUUACAGACCAACCGUGGUGAUGGAUCAGUCCACACGUGUUCUUCAUGCUACAGGCACUGAUGCCCCGGCAGCUCUUUAGAAAAUGUUUGAUGUGUAAUGCUGGCUAAGGAGCUGUUUUACUGUCAUGAAACAUUUAAAAACAUCUAAUUUUGAAGAUCUAUUGUCUUGUUUCUGUUUCUCGGUGAAUGGACUCCAAGGAAAGCCGUUGAGCACUGUAAGCACAACAAAAUUACAGAGAAAUGAAGAAGCAGUGAUGAAACCAUUUCCUGUUAAACUGAUGAGCAUUAUAUGGAAAGAUACACACUUUUAAAAGGCUCUGAUGUAACUUUUGUGGGAUUUAUCUCAGAUAAAAGCACUGAUCAUAGGGAGAAUUGUUACCCCACAGGUUUAAAACAAUCAGGAAAUGGCUAAUUUAUCUCUGCCUAGUGAUUU